Octopus sinensis (East Asian common octopus) is the source of this 1437-nucleotide messenger RNA. Its product is annotated as thiamine-triphosphatase-like. Bases 552 to 1325 code for a protein of 257 amino acids. The transcript is spliced from 4 exons. Gene Ontology annotation, molecular function: magnesium ion binding; thiamine triphosphate phosphatase activity. Gene Ontology annotation, biological process: dephosphorylation; thiamine diphosphate metabolic process. NCBI's taxonomy places the organism in Eukaryota, Metazoa, Mollusca, Cephalopoda, Octopoda, Octopodidae. The record is from RefSeq and is a predicted model, not a curated record.
AUUCGACUGAAGCAGAAUUAGAAAUUAAGAAUCUCAAAUCUGAGAAAACAGUUGGUGUUGGAGUUGAUUCAAGACAAGCAGGUGGUAUAGAUACAUCGAUUGAAUCCAAGAAUUUAAGCUACACUCCGAAAUUCGGAACUGAAGCAGAAUUAGAAAUUAAGAAUCUCAAAUCUGAGAAAACAGUUGGUGUUGGAGUUGAUUCAAGACAAGCAGGUGGUAUAGAUACAUCGAUUGAAUCCAAGAAUUUAAGCUACACUCCGAAAUUCGGAACUGAAGCAGAAUUAGAAAUUAAGAAUCUCAAAUCUGAGAAACCAGUUGGUGUUGGAGUUGAUUCAAGACAAGCAGGUGGUAUAGAUACAUCGAUUGAAUCCAAGAAUUUAAGCUACACUCCGAAAUUCGGAACUGAAGCAGAAUUAGAAAUUAAGAAUCUCAAAUCUGAGAAACCAGUUGGUGUUGGAGUUGAUUCAAGACAAGCAGGUGGUAUAGACGCAUCAAUUGAAACCAAGAAUUUAAGCUACACUCCGAAAUUCGGAACUGAAGCAGAAUUAGAAAUGAAAGCUAGAGGUUUUGGUGCUGAUUUGAAAACAAAAGUAUAUGAAUCAAAUUUUGAUUCUUGUAAGGAGAUUCCUAAAUGGAAUUUCGGAGAAGAGAAUAAAAUUGAAACCUCAGUUACUCAGGGUCAAACAUUUGAUCACAAAGGCCAACCAAUGGUAGAUCAGAAAUUUAAUCUGACUUCAACCAAUAUCUCUCAAUCAAUUGCAAAAGCUAUUUUGCUAAGGCGGAAAUUUCAAUUUGAUAAUUUCGAUCUUGAAAAACUUGUUCAAGCAAAGGGCGUUGAAAUUUCAGAAGAAAUUUUUGAAGAUGUCUAUUACGACACUAAAUUUUAUGAUUUAAUUCUCUCUGAUAGCUGGCUGCGUAUGAGAAAUGGUAAAUGGGAAUUGAAAUUGCCAGAAACUGACGAUAAAGCAAAGCUUUAUACAUGCAAUUACAUGCAAGUGGAGAAAGAAAAUGAAAUCCAAAAGGCUUUGAAAAAGUGGCCUCAUUUGGGAACAGCUACAAAGGAAAACAAAACAUUUUUGGAAGAGUUUCAAUUGAAGCCAUUUGCAGAAUUCUCAUCAGUAAGAAAAACCUACCAGCUGCCAAUGGAUUACAUGGUUGUUGUGGAAUUUAGUCGUUUUGGAUUUAAUGUCGCUGUCAUUGAAAAGAAGAUAGAAUAUGAAGGAGACAUCUGUGAAGCCACAAAGAACAUCAAUAAUUUGGCAAACCAAUUUGGAUUUCAGAAAUUGUCUCUUUUGGAUCUUGUUGAACAAGCUGAAGCUUACUGAAUAUUGGUGUUCCUGGUUUUCAGUGAUUUCAAAUAGGCGUCGAUGCAAGACCAAACUGUCUACCAUAGUGAAAUCUACAAAAAUUUAUAAAUGAAUGAAAUAAAUAUAAAAA